Molecule: messenger RNA, 2396 nt
Organism: Uranotaenia lowii
Lineage: Eukaryota; Metazoa; Arthropoda; Insecta; Diptera; Culicidae
Product: zinc finger protein 62 homolog
Exons: 5
Coding region: 424-2211 (595 amino acids)
Biological process (GO): regulation of transcription by RNA polymerase II
Cellular component (GO): nucleus
Molecular function (GO): zinc ion binding; DNA-binding transcription factor activity, RNA polymerase II-specific; RNA polymerase II transcription regulatory region sequence-specific DNA binding
Source: RefSeq, a predicted model, not a curated record
ACCAUGCCAGUCUUAUUUAAAAAAAAAUUUAAUGAAUGAUUGGUCGAAUACCCAUGAAUACAAGCGAGAUUUACAGUCUAAUCUGGCACUUACGGAUCAAAUUCGAUACAUGAAUAUCGAUUUCAUCACUAAAUUUUGAAAGUCUGUAAAAUCUGGGCACUCUAAGCAAAAAUCUGGGCAAAAUCUGUGUCUGACCAAUAUCUGGACGAAGGGUCAAAAGUCUUGGUUUUACAGACAAAUCUGGGCACCUGGCAACCCAGAGUGCAACACUAGUGCAACACUCGGCAUAAACAAAUACGGUAAAAGUUUCCAAAAGUCGGCACAGAAAUUUUCGCAACAAUCUUUAAUUUUACUAUAACUUUGCUAGUUUUAAUGUUAUAAUAAUAAGAAUAAGUUUGUUUCAGUAACUGAAGUGGUUUCAGUAUGGAGCACACGUCUGAAGAAUAUCCACCGUUGGUGGCGUCAAAACCGUGUGAAGAUUCUCCGAUCAACAAAUUUUGUCGGUUGUGUCUCUGUAACACUAACGGUACCAGCGACAACAAACUGCAGCUAGUUCCCCUGGAUUCCACAGUGCGGAACGUAGCCCUGCCGGAAAUGAUAGCCUCGAUAACCGGAAGAGAACUCGUUCAACUCGGAGAUGACUGUCCACAGGUGCUUUGCAUGUCAUGUUUAAGGAAGGUGGAUUACUGCUACAAAUUCCGGAAGGAUUUAUUAAAGGCCUAUGACGCGUUGAAUAGCUUUCAUGAAGGAUCAAUGAUAGAGAAUUUGUUAAAGUAUGAAAAAUUGCAGACAAUUGAAAUAAAAGAAAAUACUCUCAAGUUCAAAACUACUGACGUCAAAUCAGAAGAACAGGAACCUGAUUCGCUCACUACUAAGCGACAGGAUGAUAAAGUACCUAAAUCCGAUGACGAGGAAGAUUUGCCAGAAAAUGAAUCUAACAACGAUGAGGAAAAAAAUGUGAAGUCGACGAAGUCACGCCGAAGAAUAAAAUUACCAAAAGCGAAACCGGAAGGUUAUAAACAUCUGGAAACAAAAAUAGAACGUAACAAAUGUUACAUUUGCGGUGAGUUCUUCGAAAAGCCAAGCGAUGUCGAGCAACAUUUAGUUGAGCAUAAGGAUAUGGUACCGUACAAUUGCGAAGAAUGUUCGAUUGGAUUGCCUUACUAUCAGGCUCCGAAAACGGUUGCGAGUCUGCACAAGCAUAUGCGAAUGCAUGCUGCUCUCAUCAAAUGUCCCAAGUGUCCGUUUCGCGCUCUGAAUGGGAACGCGUUGGCCAAUCACAAAUCUCGCUAUCACAACGAAAAACUCCAAGGAGAAUUCACGUGUGAAGUUUGCGGAAAGGUUUUGCCGAAGAAGAUCAUGUUGAAGCACAUGCGGGAUCACCGGGCGCUCAAUCAGGAACGCAAUCGGUGCUCGAUAUGUGAGAAAAAGUUUACGACUGGUCAACGGUUGGUACGGCACAUGCGGCAGCACACCGGAGAACGGCCUUUCCAAUGCAGAUACUGCGAAAAAACUUUCAAAACCAAAACCUGUGUGUCAAUACAUGAACGAAUUCACACCGGCGAGAAAGGUUAUCAGUGUGCUGAGUGUUCGACAUGCUUUUCCACCAAGCAGCGUUUGGACGAUCAUAUGAUCGCUAACCACGCUGCACCGGGUCGUCCAAGAAUUACUGCCCAAGUUAAUAAAACGAAGAUCUACAUCUGCCCAAUCGAGGGUUGCGACUAUGCGCGAACCGGCUACGGAAACUUCUACCAUCACAAGGCCAAACACGAACCCAAAUUCCAAUGUUCCGAAUGCCCGAAACGGUACCCCACCAGACAGGCGUUGGACCAUCACAUGUUCGUACACACCGGCGAAAAGCACUACUGUUGCGAGCUGUGCGGGAAAAAGUUUCGCGUCUUGCAAAGUCUCGUCUACCACAUGGCGGAUCAUAAGAACAUUCGGAAACAUAAGUGCGACAUUUGUGGCAUGGCUUUUGUUAGGAAAAACACUCUCGCUAUGCACCUUUUGAAGCACCAGGAUACGUUAAACUACGCAUGUCGAUAUUGCCACAAGAAGUAUAGAUAUCCAGGGGAUCUUUCGAAACAUGAACGGUCGUGCACUAUUGAAAACCAGCUUCAGCUCAAAUUUGAAGUUGAAAGUCCGCCACAUUUUCCACUUGGCGAAGAGGAGUAUCUUCAGAGUGAGGAUGAACUUCAAGAGGAAAAUUAAACCGAAUAAUGUUACAGGUGAUUGUCUUGAUUGCUUCGAAUUUUUCCAAAUAUGUUUCCCGUUGGACAAAUGUCGAUUUAUUGUGAAUGUGGGAAAGAGUUCUCUGGCAAAUUUAACCAAUGUAGAGAAUUCAAGCAUGCAUUGUUUAUUCCGUCUAUUAAAAUUUCACCUAAUAUCAUCAGAAA